AUGUCACGAUAUGGGGGAAGAGGUCGCCGGGGUGGCGACAUUUGCGCAAUCUUUGUGCAUGCUGGAGCAGGCUACCACAGCGUACAGAACGAAACCUUGCAUCUGCAAGCCUGUAACGAUGCUGCAAAGGCCGCCAUGGCAUUGCUUCGAAAUGGAGGCACCGCUGUAGACGCUGUAGAAAUUGCGAUCAAGAUACUCGAGGACCGCGAAAUCACUAACGCUGGGUAUGGGAGCAACCUCUCCAUGGAUGGAGUGGUUGAGUGCGAUGCUAUCGUCGUCGAUCAUCUAGGACGCAGCGGCGCGGUUGGUGCUGUUGCUCAAAUCAAGAACCCCAUAUCCCUGGCGCGUGUCUUACUUGAUCACACCACCAAGUCGUUGCUGCUGAAGCGUGUCCCUCCAAACCUUCUUGUUGCUCAAGGCGCUACCGAUUAUGCUUUCAGCCAAGGUAUCCCGGUCCUUCCUCACGAUGCACUGGUCUCUCCGGCAGCCCGAGAACGUUGGGUCAGAUGGAAGUCCGAUUUGGCAUAUGCGGAACGGAAGGCAUUACAGAUCGUGGCGCCUCCCAUAACUCAGCCUGAAUACAUCCCUGAGACGGUAGACCCACUAGCAGAGGAAAGAGAGCGCAAGCGGCUGCGCUCAAGGCAUACCCAGGCAAUGCUCCGGGGUGUGCCUGCUUCGACAACGAGGACCGAUUCUCCAAAGCCUGUGCCCACCCUCACCACCUCCUCGCCGAACUCCAACAUCACAUCAGAAUCCUCUGAAACCUGCAUGACCGCACCAGAUCCAUCAUCUGUGACACUUGUUGAAGGUGGACCUAAAAGAACCGCAUUCAAAGAAGCCAUUCACAAUCCCCUGAUAAACAGUACUCAGACUGUGCCAACAAUGUCAUCUCUUUCAGACACCGAUGAUAUCCCCAGGAUUUCGACGCCGGAUGUCGACAUGAGCGACGCCAAUGAUCACGCAGAUAUCCAGAUGGGAGAAGACCACAAGCGAAAGUCUGAAGCAUGCCAUGAUGGAUCGGGGGACGAGUCGGAUAUUUCGUCUCCGUCACUCGAACUUCCGUCCCUAACUCCUAGCCCUCCGCCGCAGGAGGCUGUCGAACAGCCUCUUCCAGAGUCACCUGUACAUGAAACGAGGCGUACUCUCCAACGCACCUCUACUGAGCUUCGCCACGUUGUUGAGCAUGCUCCUUUGCCGCCUCCACAGGUGCCUCGACGCGUCUCUAGUCAGGACAAUGCCGCUGAGCAGGGGCAAAAGCAAACUUCUGACCGAGGAAGACACCAGGAUCAUAUUACUGACACCGUCGGCGCCAUUGCGGUAGACUGUUACGGCAAUAUUGCUUGCGGAGCCUCCUCCGGUGGCAUCGGAAUGAAGUACCAAGGAAGGGUCGGUCCUGCAGCACUUGUUGGCGUCGGAGCUGCGGUGGUACCAUGCUAUCCCGAGGACAAGGACAAGGUAACGGUCGCCACUGUUACCAGCGGUACGGGUGAGCACAUGGCAACUACAAUGGCCGCAACAGUCGGAGCCGAGAGACUCUACCACAGCCUGAUGAAGGACAAAGAGAAUAAGCUACAACCCGUGUCUGAGGAGGAGGCAGUGAGGGCCAUGGUUGAGAAGGAGUUCAUGGGUCACCCAAGCGUCAAAAGCAGUCAUUCAGCCGGUGCGAUCGGAGCCAUGAGCGUCAAAAAGACCCGUGAUGGUGUCUACUUUUACUUUGCUCACAAUACCGACUCCUUCGCUCUAGCAUCCAUGCAUUCCGACGAGGACAGACCCACUUGCACCAUGUCUCGCAGCAUUGGCCCCGGCAUCAUCGCACAAGGUGGUCGCUGCUUGCGUUACAAGCGCAAGCGGUAG
Molecule: messenger RNA, 1854 nt
Organism: Diplodia corticola
Lineage: Eukaryota; Fungi; Ascomycota; Dothideomycetes; Botryosphaeriales; Botryosphaeriaceae
Product: n-terminal nucleophile aminohydrolase
Exons: 5
Coding region: 1-1854 (617 amino acids)
Biological process (GO): protein maturation
Molecular function (GO): threonine-type endopeptidase activity
Source: RefSeq, a predicted model, not a curated record